Messenger RNA from Lineus longissimus, 2127 nucleotides. RefSeq names its product zinc finger protein 729-like. The record is from RefSeq and is a predicted model, not a curated record. Bases 257 to 2023 code for a protein of 588 amino acids. Gene Ontology annotation, molecular function: RNA polymerase II cis-regulatory region sequence-specific DNA binding; DNA-binding transcription factor activity, RNA polymerase II-specific. Lineage: Eukaryota; Metazoa; Nemertea; Pilidiophora; Heteronemertea; Lineidae. The transcript has 5 exons. Gene Ontology annotation, biological process: regulation of DNA-templated transcription.
GCUGCGGAGAACAUCGCGGGAACAUUUUCCCCGAUUUCAAACGUUAAAAUGCCUUCAAAUUUUCCGAAACGAAUCAAAACGGCUGCAGCAGAAGGCUGUACAAGAUGAUCUUCGACAAAGCCUAUGGUGCUGCAGCUGGGGCAAGAUACUGUUCGAUUUGGAAGCAGCGAUCGCAAGCUACAAUAGCGAGCAGGGAGAGGUCUGCGGGAAAGUCCAGGAAGUAAAUGGAAAACUCGUGGUGGCCCUCUGCACGCCAAUGAUGAAACCUUGCUUUAACAGAAUGGCAGAAAGUCAAGCACAAAGUAUAUCCUCCAUGACACCGAAUGGACCAGUUACUUUCAUUCAAGUCGAUGCUGAUAGUCCUAGCGAUAUCCAAAAAGAAGAGGAAGAAGCCGAGAAAGUUGUCGAAGUGUUGCUCACCGAUGUGCUUAUUUGCAGCCUUUGCUCACAUCAGUUUCAUGGCAUCGUGGAAUUCUUGGCGCACAAGUCUGGUCAUACCAUGUUUGUGCGAAGUUAUCAGUGCGAGCUGUGCAAAUCCAAAUUCAGUCGUCAAGCAGCCCUUCUGAACCACUACAAAAAGAAACACAGAAUCGUGCUGGAAGCUCCUAGUCCACCUGUCAAAAAAUCCGAUGAGGUACCAAACCGGGACCAACGCGCUAGGCGCACAAUGGGAUUUGAUGAGCUGAUGCUGCCCAACAAUUCCGUAAAUGCUACAGCAGCAUCAACAAGCUCAUCGAGUGAUGGAGCUGAUAAUAUGGGCGUUGGAGACGACGAUGCCAGCACAGUGCCCGUCUUGGAAUCAAACGUCGAGAAUAACGCCUCGGCUGAUGUCGAUCAAGAAGUUCCCUUAAAAUCUUCAGACAGUUUUUCUUCAGAGCAAGACUUUAAUUUCAUCUUGCAGACGGAAGUGGUGAAGGGGAAGUCGAUGGAGUAUGGUGUUGCAUCGUUUAAGUGCCUUCAUUGCGAUUAUAAAACUGAGGCAAGGACUGCCAUGACUGCGCAUAUGAAAAGUUGGCACUCUGACCUCCUUUCACUGAAUCAGAGCAUAGCAACGAGACCUAUGGUAUCAUACCUGUCUAUAGAGAACCAGAAACUUAUUAGUAUGUCGCAGUACGAAGCUUCGUAUGGGGAGCUGCGCCUGAAGAAAAAAACACACGAUGCUCGGGGCAGGCCACCACGCCCGAUAGACAAACAAGACAUGCCAGGUAUCUUUCCUUGUCCAAAAUGUGACAAAGUCUUCAGUCGGACGAGAUAUUUGAAAAAGCAUUCUCCCAUUCAUAGCCCUACUCAAAACUUUACUUGCGAUCAAUGUGGGAAAACCUUUAAAUCACGACCAUAUCUUACGGUGCAUAAGAAAACCCACAAGGAGAAGCUUUUUCAAUGUACUCAGUGCGAUUUCAAGUCGAACAUAAAAACUGCUAUACAUCAACACCGCCAGCUGCAUAGCCAAGGUAGUGUUUUGUGUGAUAUUUGCGGCUAUGCCUACAAUGACAAAUCGACAUUGGCAAAACAUAAGCGAGUUCAUGAUCCAAGCCGUCCUUUCCCCUGUACGUUCCUAGGAUGCACUUGGAGAUUCAAAACUGAGGCCAUGAGCCUUGCCCACGUACGCGGUCACACAACUGAAGGAAAAUUCAAAUGCAAGUUAUGCGGGCAUUCUUUCCGCCACAAGCACCACUUACAGCGCCAUGAAGCUCAGAUGCACGGAAUCCAGCGUCCGAAAAGAAUCAGGCAUUCGGAUCUGAUCAAUGCAAAUAUGACUGACACAAUCAGUUUUGUUGUUAGCCCAGAUCUUGCGGCAGAACAGUUCCAGACCACCUUGUCCCAACACCAGCUAGUCGUCGCCACCGAUGGUGACGGUACCCCAAUAGCCAUUGAGAGUGCAGAUUUAACCUCGCUGACUAACGUGUUGCAGUAUCAGGCCCUUAUCCAGAAUUCUACGGAGGCGCAGUCUUCUGAUGGGAAAACUUUAGAUUUGACUGCUAUGGAUGGUUCUGGUAACACUGUGCUUCUGUGUCAGGAAUAAUAAGAACACCUAUUUAGUAGCUUAUGUUGUAUAUUUCUCCUAUGAGUAAAAGCAUAAUAUUCUGUUCCAUAGUAAUCUGUGCAACGGUUCAAGAAUAAGCAUGU